CUGGUUUACGGCGCGCGCCGGGACCAGGCGAGAUGUCGCUGCCCCCGCCGGCCCCGGAACGCGAGGCCGAGGCUUGCGGCCUGUGCUCGGGCAGCGGGCCCGGGGCCGCCGCCCGCUAUACCUGCCCCCGCUGCAACGUGCCCUUUUGCUCGCUCUCCUGUUACCGCGGCUCGCGGCACCGGCUCUGCGCCGAGAGUUUCUACCGGGAGGCGGUGCUGGGCGAACUGCGGGCGGAGGCCCGGGCCGGAGGCGCCGAGGGGCGGCGGGACCUGCGGGAAAGCCUGAGGCGGCUGCGGGACGCCGAGGCCCAGCAGCCGCAGCCGCAGCCGGAGCCGGGGCCAGGCCUGGACACCCAGGGCGCCCCGGCCCGCCGGCUCUGGGAGACCUUGACCGAGCAGCAGCGCCGCGACUUCCAGCGGCUCCUGGAAAGCGGCGAGGCCGCGGCCUGGAUCAAGGAGUGGCGGCCGUGGUGGGAGCGGCGCCCCGCCGGCCCCGUGCAGGAGCUGGAGCCCGGGGGGCUGGAAGAAGAUCAAACAAGUGAGAGAAUAAAAGAACCCCAGCCUGUGGUUGAUGUUGAGGGUACUGAGAGCCAGAAUGAUUCAGAACAGGACAGGUUGAACGGAGAAACUGAAAGAGCGACAACCUGGGAGCACGAUGAUUCUAUUCCUGUGAUUUGCAGGAACAUUGUCCCUUUGCUGAGUUUGUGCUCAAAGCCCUCUCCCCUGAUCCAGUACAGUGUGGUGAACGUUCUCUAUGCCUACGCAUUCUCCAUGAAACUCAUUAAUGGGGACUUAUCAGGGGAAAUGAGGGAUGAGUUUAUUGAAGCCACAAUGACAAUCUCCGAGGCCCUGAAGGGCAAUCGUGUUUUCACGUCCACUGCUGAGGCUCUGCAGGCUGGGAUUGAGGCUGUCCGGAGCAGCCCCUACUCCUCCAACCCCUUCGAGGCGGUGAAUACAAUCAAGGAUACAUGUGUCCUCCUAUCUGGGGGGAGCAGGCCACCGAGCAGUCAAUACACCAUGGCUGCAAUCUCCCACCUCAGCCGCACCUUUGGAAAAGCCAAGCGAUCUCAACACAAGGAGGAUCCCGAUCAUUUCCGGGCUCGGAAGAAAUGCGCUUUCCUUCUGUCCUGGGUGAAUGAAUAUCAGCGUUCUCUAAUGUAUCUCUGCUUGGAGGUGCAGAAGGAGUACGAGAACACCUUUGAUACCUUAGCCCAAGUGGAGGAAGCCAAAUCAAACCUGGAAAAAGCCUGGGGAGGAAAACGACCCCCGGGGAAGAAAGUGUUAAUCGAAGAACUAACUCCCUGACUUCAUUAAUCACUCCCAUUCCCCAUUGAUCAUUUAAUAAAGAUUCAGGAUCAAAA
Molecule: messenger RNA, 1360 nt
Organism: Carcharodon carcharias (great white shark)
Lineage: Eukaryota; Metazoa; Chordata; Chondrichthyes; Lamniformes; Lamnidae
Gene: znhit2
Product: zinc finger, HIT-type containing 2
Exons: 2
Coding region: 33-1304 (423 amino acids)
Source: RefSeq, a predicted model, not a curated record